Messenger RNA from Vicia faba (fava bean), 462 nucleotides. The record is from the annotation of a GenBank genome assembly. Lineage: Eukaryota; Viridiplantae; Streptophyta; Magnoliopsida; Fabales; Fabaceae.
AUGGAACCCAUGGAUAUCGUUGGCAAAUCAAAGGAAGACGCUUCGCUUCCCAAAGCAACAAUGACAAAAAUAAUUAAAGAGAUGUUACCUCCAGAUGUACGCGUUGCAAGAGACGCCCAAGACUUAUUGAUCGAGUGUUGUGUAGAGUUUAUAAAUCUCAUCUCAUCAGAGUCCAACGAAGUUUGUAGUAGAGAGGACAAACGGACUAUUGCUCCUGAGCACGUAUUGAAGGCUCUAAAGGUGCUUGGAUUUGGCGACUACAUUGAAGAAGUUUAUGCAGCAUACGAACAACACAAAUUGGAGACCAUGCAGGAUUCCUUAAAAGGCGGUAAAUGGAGCAAUGGAGCUGAGAUGACUGAGGAAGAAGCAUUAGCAGAACAACAAAGGAUGUUUGCAGAGGCACGUGCUAGGAUGAAUGGUGAGGCCAUUGCUUCUAAGCAGCCAGAUGGUGCCAAAGUUUAA